GAAAUCCUGCUUCCGGUGAAAUGUAAACAAAGAAGUCUCUACGUUAAUUUUGCCAUUAAACUAGUCUUUUCAUGAAAUAUCAACGAUAUCUCUUAAAUGAGCAAUUAUUUAAAAACGAACGAUAUGUAUGCGGAAUGACCAGUAUACAGAAAAGUCCUUUUCUGGUGGAAUCCAAGAAGUUCAAAAUGAGAAAACAAAAGACAGAAAGCAAUACCAGGGAUAGUGACAUGGAAAGUGAGAGUGCGAUUAUAAAAAACAUUGAUUCCACGACCCAAACUAGCAUUAAAACUAUAUUGGCUAGGGUUAGUCGAGAGAAGUUAAUUUCAGGCCAAACAAUAGAUGACUUGAAUUCUGUUUGUGUCAAAAUCGAGAUUGAUGAAUGGUGUAAUACGGCUUCUGAUUUCUAUUCCGUGUGUGCCAAAUCAGAACAGGUGUUAUGGAAAGAGAGACAUCCAGAUUGCAACAAACAAGAUGGCUCCAAUUUAGUACAUGAACAAACAGGAUGUUUACACAUGGAUCAAGAUAAAACCAAACCAUAUGGUUUCAUCUCUGAAUGUGUGAAAUCAGAACAGACUGAUUGUGAAGAUGUCAAACAGCAAACUUGCAUCAAUUCUGUAUGUUUGAACAAAACCAUGACUGCCAAAUCAAAUCCACAUACAGCACAAGAUGAGCUCCAUUCUAUAUGUGGGGAAACAAAACAGUCACUAAAUCCAAAUACCCACCAGAUUUAUAUAACAACAAAUGAUCUCAAUUAUGAAUCUGGUAUAGCAAAGCGGUAUAUAAAUACAAAUAUGUACCAUGGAUCUACAACAGCAAAUGAUCCCAAUGCUUUAUGUGAUCUUACAUAUUUAAAAACACCCGAGAAUCAAGCAAAACUGGCCAACCUAAAUUCUGUAUUUCUGACAAUGGAAGAUAUUGAACUUUCAAAUGUUUACCAAUAUUGUCCUAGACCAACUGUGGGUGGAAAGAAAAUACAAAUGGACCAUUUCUUCAACCUUAAUUUUCCAAGACAUUUAAACCCUGAAAAAGAUGAAAAAGAGAUGUAUAUUGAGAGAAAGAAAAGGAAAAGAAGGAGCUGUCAUUUAACUCUUCCGGCACCAAAGACUGUUCGAGGUCAAGGUUCGUCCAGAGAUGUAGUCCAGCCCAGGGGUGCUUCAGCAAGUGAGAAUGCAGUGACAAGGACUGUCCCCCUUUUUCUGGCAACUUCUAAGAUGGAAUUGGAAGAAAAGGGUAACCAAGUUAAGAAAGUUAAGACACAAUUGCAGAGAUUGAAGAAAGCCAAAACUCCAGAAAAAGACCAGACUGAGUGCAAUCUUCAAGAUAGGAACCUUUUCAGCUGUAUGAGCAUGAAACCUCCAGAAAAUGACUAUUUUCUCUAUUGUGGAGACUGCAACAAAGGGUUUGAAGAUGACUGUCCUGUCCAUGGACCCUUCAACUACAUACAGGACAAAGAGGUUCCCGAAGUGGGCACCCUUAAAGCUGACAAUAGCUUGCCAGAUUGCCUCGAAAUCAAAACGUCCAAAAUAGCUGGAGCUGGUCUUGGAGUGUUUUCCAAGGUGGUGCUAGAACCCAGGAUCAUGUUUGGACCAUAUGGGGGCGAUAUCGUCACUUUCAACAAUAAGUCGGGAUAUUGCUGGCAGAUAUAUAAGGAUGGCAAAGCGAGCCACUUUGUAGAUGCCCAGAACAAGGCCACCUCUAACUGGAUGAGAUACGUAAACUGUGCUUUGACGGCGGCAGAUCAAAACCUUAUAGCAUUUCAGUACAGAGGAGGCAUCUAUUAUUGCACAUUGAAGCCCGUUUCACCAGAUGAGGAAAUGCUGGUCUGGUACGGAGAUGAAUUCGCAAGAGCACUUGGCAUUUUCACAGACAAUGUUACUAAAAACAGUGGUCACUUGAAAAGACACAAGAGGGUGCAUAUGGGAGACAGACUUUAUAAGUGUGAGGUGUGUUCUUAUGCAUGUAACAAGAGUAACCGAUUGAAGACACAUGUGAGGCUACAUACAGGAGAAAGACCGUUUAAGUGUGAUGUGUGUGGUUAUGCAUGUAACCAGAGCAGUGGCUUGAAGAGACAUAUGAUGAAACAUACAGGAGAGAGACUUUACAAGUGUGAGGUGUGUGCGUAUGCUUGUUACGAAAGUGGUGACUUGGAGAGACACAUUAGGAUACAUACAGGAUUGAGACCGUACAAGUGUAAGGUUUGUGAUUAUGCAUUUAACCGGAGAGAUUGCUUGACAAAACACAUGAUUAUACAUACAGGAGAGAGACCGUACAAGUGUGAGUUGUGCGGUUAUGCAUUUAAUUUGAGUGAUAACUUGAAGACACACAUGAGGAUACAUACAGGAGAAAGACCAUACAAAUGUGAGGUGUGUGAUUAUGCAUGUAACAAGAGAGAUAACUUGAAAAAACACAUGAGGAUACAUACAGAUGAGAGACCGUACAAGUGUGAGUUGUGCGGUUGUGCAUUUAAUUGGAGUAAUAACUUGAAGACACACAUGAGAAGACAUACAGGAGAGAGACCGUAUAAAUGUGAGGUAUGUGGUUAUGAAUUUAAACAGGCUUGUGACUUGAAGAGACAUUUGAAGAUACAUACAGAAAAGAGACUGUACAAGUGUGAUUAUGGUUCCUUGACGACACACAUGAAGAUACAUUCAGGAGAGAGACCGUUCAAGUGUGAUGGAAUGACCAGUACACAGAAAAAUCCUCUCCUGGUGGAAUCAACACAGUUUAAUAUGAGGAAACCAAAGACAGAAAGCAAUUUCACGGAUAGUGACAUGGAAAGGGAGAGUGUGAUUGUAAAGGACUUUGGUUCCACGACCCAAACUAGCGUUAACACUAUAUCUGCUAGGGAUAGUCAGGAGACCUUAAAUUCAGACCAAACAAUAGAUGACUUCAACUCUGUUUGCGUUAAAAUCGAGACUGAUGAAUGGUGUAAUACGGCUUCUGAUUUUUAUUCUGUGUGUGCCAAAUCAGAACAGGUUUUAUGUGAAGACAGACGUCCAGAUUGCAACAAACAAGAUGGCUUCAAUUUAGUACAUGAACAAACAGGAUGUUUACAUUAUAUGGAUCAGGAUAACACCAAGCAAGAUGGCUUCACCUAUGAAUGUGUGAAGUCAGAACAGACUGAAUGUGAAGAUGUCACCCAACAAGCUUGUGUCAAUUCUGUAUGUGUGAAUAAAAACACGACUGCCAAAUCAAAUGCACAUACAGCACAUGAUGAGCUCCAUUCUGUAUGUGAGAAAAUAAAACAGUCACUUAAUCCAAAUACUGACCAGGUUUAUAUAACAACAAAUGACCUCAAUUAUGAAUCUGGUAUAGCACAACAGUAUAUAAGUACAGAUACAUACCAUGGAAAUAUAGCAGCAUAUGAUCACAUUGCUUUAUGUGAUCUUACAUAUUCAAAAACACCUGAGAAUCGAGCUAAACUGGCCAACCUCAAUUCUGUAUUUCUGACAAGAGAAGAGAUUGAACUUUCAAAUGUUGACCAGUAUUGUGCUAAAUCAGCUGUGUGUGGAGGGACAGUACAAAGGGACCAUUUAUCACACUUUUAUGUUCCAAGACAUUUAAACCCAGAAAAAGAUGAACAAGAGAUGUUCAUUGAGAUUGAGAAAAGGAAAAGAAAGAGAUGUCAUUCAAUCGAUUCGGCACCAAAGAGGGUUCGAGGUCAAGGUUCAUCCAGAGAGAUAGUCAAGCCCAAGAGUGCUUCACCAAGAGAGAAUGCUGUUACCAGGACUGUCCCCCUUUUUCUGACACCUGCUAAGAUGGAAUUAGAAGAAAAGUGUGACCAAGUGGAGAAAGUAAAGACACCAUUGCAGAAAUUGAAGAAAGCUAAAAUGCCAGAAAAGGACAAGACGGAGUGCAGUCUUCAAAAGAGAAACUUUGCCAGCUGUAUGAGCCUGGAACCUCCAGAUAAUGACUAUUUUCUCUAUUGUGGAGAAUGCAAAAAGGGUUUUGAAGGGGACUGCCCUUUCCAUGGACCCUACAAGUACAUACAGGACAAAGAGGUACCGGAAGUAUGCCCUCUUAAAGCUGACAAUAGCUUGCCAGAUUGCCUUGAAAUUAAAAUGUCUAAAAUAGCUGGAGCUGGACUUGGAGUGUUUUCAAAGGUGGGGCUGGAUUCCAGGAUCAUGUUUGGACCGUAUGGGGGCGAUGUUGCCACUGACAACAAUAAGUCAGGAUAUUGCUGGCAGAUCUAUAAGGAUGGCAAAGCGAGCCACUUUAUAGAUGCCCACAACAAGGCCACCUCUAACUGGAUGAGAUACGUGAACUGUGCAUUAACGACGGCAGAUCAGAACCUUGAAGCAUUGCAAUACAAAGGAGGCAUAUAUUACUGCACAUUGAAGCCAGUCUCACCAGAUGAGGAAUUGCUGGUUCAGUACGGAGAUGAAUUUGCCAGAGAACUUGGCAUUAUCACAGACAAUGACAGUAAAAACAGUGGUUACUUGAAAGGACACAAGACGGUGAAUACCGGAGACAGACUUUAUAAGUGUGAGGUGUGUUCUUAUGCAUGUUACAAGAGUAGCCACUUGAAGACACACAUGAGGCUACAUACAGGAGAGAGACCGUAUAAGUGUGAUGUGUGUGGUUAUGCAUGUAACCAGAGCGGUAGCUUGAAGAGACAUAUGAUGAGACAUACAGGAGAGAGACCGUACAAGUGUGAGGUGUGUGGUUUUGCAUGUAAAGAGAAAUGUAACUUGGAAAGACACAUGAAGAUACACACAGGAGAAAGACUUUACAAGUGUGAGGUGUGUGCGUAUGCUUUUUACGAAAGUGGUGACUUGGAGAGACACAUUAGGAUACAUACGGGAGAGAGACCGUACAAGUGUGAGGUGUGUGAUUAUGCAUGUAACCGGAGAGAUUACUUGAAGAUACACAUGAGGAUACAUACAGGAGAGAGACUGUACACGUGUCAGUUGUGCGGUAGUGCAUUUAAUUGGAGUGAUGACUUGAAGACACACAUGAGGAUACAUACCGGAGAGAGACGGUGCACGUGUGAAGUAUGUGGUUACGAAUUUAAACAAGAUUCUGACUGGAAGAGACAUUUGAAGAUUCAUUCAGGAAAGAGACUGUACAAGUGUGAUGAGUGUGGUUAUGAAUGUGACCUUAGUGGUAGCUUGAAGACACACAUGAGGAUACAUACAGGAGAGAGACCGUACAAUUGUGAGGUGUGUGGCUUUUCAUGUAAACAUAGUGGUACCUUGACGACACACAUGAGGAUACAUACAGGAGAGAGACCAUUCAAAUGUGAUGUGUGUGGCUUUUCAUUUAAACAUAGUAGUCACUUGAAAAGACACUUGAUGAUACAUUCAAGAGAGAAACAAGUGUGAGUUGUGUUUAUGCAUGUUAGAAGAGUGGUACCUUGAUGACACACUUGAGAAUACGUUCAGAAGAAAGGCUGUACAAGUAUGAGUGGUGUUGUUUUGCAUCUAACACAAGUGGUUACCUGUAAAAGCACAUGAGGAUUCAUAAUUGAAGAAAUAUCUACAGCAGGACCCGCCCAGGAAAAUGUCACAAAUCUCUGAUAAAAGUAGUGUUAGGGCUUUAAUAUUUUGCAAGGAACACGUCUUGGUUUCUUGUGAUUAAUAUAUACUUGUAUAAUAAGUUAACUAAACAAUCUUCUCUUAAACGACAAGCCAUGAAGGUGUAACAUUUGAAAGUAAAAUUAUAUAAUUUUCCUCUACCAAGUUUGUUUAAAUCAUGCCCCUAUGGUAAAAACUUGCGUUGUCCUGCAUCUAUUUUGUUUGCACUGUACGUGUAUAGUGAAAAACUUUCUCUCUGGAACUACAAUGCCCAGAGUUUUGGUAUUUGACAUCUCACAUAAAUUGAGCUUCUAUACUAAGUUUAUUCAAAACUGGCACCUACUGGUUGUAACCGCUGUUCCAUAUUUGUAGUCAAAGUGAAACAAUCACUGUAACCCCUAGGGUUCGGUAGUUAGCAUGAUACAUGGCAUGGUUGUUUUCUUCCAUGUUUGUACAAAUAGUGCCCUGAUUUAAAAUUGGCUCCACUGUGUGGUAACUGGUUUCCUGUACAGUAUAAAAGUGAAAACUUUCAAAAUAUUCUCUUAAACUGCAAGUCACGAAGAUUGGUAUGUGACCAGUUUAUCGUUGUGUUUUCCUCAACCUUUUUUUAAAGAUUUUUCCUAAUUGAUUGAAAUCGACAUUGUGAUAACCUGUUUGAAUUAUAUAUUUGCCAAGUCCGAAAGUGAUUGGUGUCGGUCAGGUAUUUUUAUAUGGUGACAGUGAAACAUAGUGUACACUGUAAAAUAGUAAAAAUAUAACGGUAACUCAAGUUAUGUGCAUUAACUGUUUAUAUUGAUAACAGUGCUAGAAUCACAUACCAAGGCUUAAAGCCGUAUGUAUUUUGAAAUAAACUUUACAGACAGUAUAAAAUUAAAUAUUUUGACAAUUUGAUGCGGUUCCAUUUUUGUUAAAAGAAUAUGAAUGCUAUCAUACUGAUGGCUAUUUCUUUUCAAUAUGAAUUGCUUCAAUCAGGCUAUGUAUAAAACAAUUACAAGUAUAUGUUUGUUUCCUGAACUUCAUGAUGAAGGGAAAAUAUGUCAUUAAUACGAUAAUAAAAUUCACAUUAUU
This is a messenger RNA of Dreissena polymorpha, 6584 nucleotides long. RefSeq lists its product as uncharacterized. Lineage: Eukaryota; Metazoa; Mollusca; Bivalvia; Myida; Dreissenidae. The transcript has 18 exons. Gene Ontology annotation, cellular component: nucleus. The record is from RefSeq and is a predicted model, not a curated record. Gene Ontology annotation, molecular function: protein binding; histone methyltransferase activity. The coding region runs from base 72 to 5324 and encodes 1750 amino acids.